Caenorhabditis remanei is the source of this 1719-nucleotide messenger RNA. RefSeq lists its product as uncharacterized. The record is from RefSeq and is a predicted model, not a curated record. The transcript is spliced from 11 exons. NCBI's taxonomy places the organism in Eukaryota, Metazoa, Nematoda, Chromadorea, Rhabditida, Rhabditidae. Bases 1 to 1719 code for a protein of 572 amino acids. Gene Ontology annotation, molecular function: amidase activity; fatty acid amide hydrolase activity. Gene Ontology annotation, biological process: fatty acid catabolic process.
AUGCUCUCGAAUCAAGAAGAGUUCAAUCGAGAACGGAAAGAAGGAUUCGAAAUGUUCCGGAAAUUAUCGUCCCCUGAAUUUCUAUUGAAAGACAAACGGAUUAUUGGGAAAUGGAAAACAGAAAAAGAAUUGGAAGAGUUCUUUCGAAAUAUUGUGAAUCUAGAUCUGCAAAGUUUAAUUGAUCGACUGCAGACGAAAAAUGACCUGAAUGCAUAUACCGUUCUUUGUGCAUAUACUCAUAAGAUGCUGGAUAGUCAGACACGUCUCAAUUGUGUCACUGAAGUUAUCAGAGAAGCUUUCGAAACAGCAGAAGAACACGAUCAAUUAUGGUACAAUUCAGAUGAGAAACCACCUCUUUACGGGGUUCCAUUCAGCGUUAAAUGCAAUUUUGAUAUGAAAGGUUAUCACACUACAAUUGGAUUUUUGAAGAAACUAGCUGAAGACAAGAAGGAAAUUGAUUGUCCUUUUGUGGUUCACUUGAGAAAUUUGGGAGGGAUUCCUUUCGUUCUUACAAAUGUCCCGCAAGGUUUUAUUUCUUAUAUAAGUUCAAAUCCAUUGUAUGGGACAACUCGUAAUCCAUGGGCACUUGACUGUACUCCUGGUGGAUCAUCUGGAGGAGAAGCUGCUCUGGUUGCUGAUGGUGGAUCUCCAUUCGGAACUGGAUCUGAUUUGGGCGGAAGCCUUCGAAUUCCAGCUGCAUUUUGUGGUUUGGUUACAAUGAAACCGACCCAAAAUCGUUUCCACGUGUCAUACAACUAUGGUGGUCUUCCCGGACGUGGUCGACUCGGUCUCAGCUAUGGAUUCUACACAAAAAGUGUCGACGAACAGGUUUUCCUGCUAGAGCUUAUCGUUGGAUCUCCUGAAUAUAGGAAACUUGAACCAAUGUCAUCACCAGCUCCACUUCAAAUAAACUCUAACAAAAAAGAGAAAUUUCGAGUUGGAUGGUAUGAUGAUGAUGGGUUCAAUCCACCAGUCCCCUCAAAUCGCCGGGCGGUGUUAGAGACUGCUGCAAGUUUAGAGAAAGAAGGUCACGAAGUUGUUCGAUUCAGAAUGGAAGACAUUGAUCAGAAGUUUCAGCCAUUUUAUGUUGCAUCUAUGUUGUUCAAAAAUGUACUACCAGACGACGGGAAGUUCAUUCUAGACCUUUAUAAAAAUGAGCCAAAUGAUCCGUAUAUGGCGAAAUUCAGUAAAAUGCUUCGAUUGAAUGAUUGGGCAAUUAUCAGACUUAUUACUCUUCCGAUCAUUUCUUUUUUCUCAAAACGUGGAGCUUUAAUUGCUAAAUCUCGAAACGGAAAUCUAGCUGAAUUACGGAAGACACAAGAAGAAACUGAUAUUUAUCGUUUGAAAUUCAUCGAAUAUUGGAAUAGUCUGGAAAUCGAUGCCCUCAUCUCCCCUGCUAUCCCUCAUCAGUACCCACCGGAACUCGCCAAUGCAGUUUUCUCCACUGGCCUCUAUAACCUGCUUGAUUUUCCUGCUGGCAUCGUUCCAGCAGGUCAUGUCACAGCAGAAGACGUGGCGAAUUUGAAUGAUGAGAAAAUUUUUCCAAUUGAUGAUUUCCUACUGAGAAAACAGAGAGAUGCAUGCGCAAAUUCAGAAGCAAUGCCGAAUGCUGUUCAGAUAGUGGGACUACCGAAUGAAGAGGAAACUGUUUUGAAAGUUAUGAAAAUUGUUGAAACAUUUCAUGGACCAAUGGCUAAACCGAGUGUUUCAUUCUUUUAA